Molecule: messenger RNA, 1288 nt
Organism: Truncatella angustata
Lineage: Eukaryota; Fungi; Ascomycota; Sordariomycetes; Amphisphaeriales; Sporocadaceae
Product: acyl-CoA N-acyltransferase
Exons: 2
Coding region: 432-1148 (238 amino acids)
Molecular function (GO): acyltransferase activity, transferring groups other than amino-acyl groups
Source: RefSeq, a predicted model, not a curated record
AUCAGCUUGAUAUUUGCGAUCGAAUUCAAGAUCGAUUGAUUCCAAAGGUGCCGUUGAAGUGACUUUAGUCAAGGGGCCGUACCGGGCACAUUCAGCCGAUCGUACGAGCAUGGUGGAUGACAGUACGGUUCUGUUCAGGUGAGAAUGGCUCGCUUAAGCCCCCCUGCAUGAUACUACGGUAUAAUAUAUAUUUUCGUGCAGCAAUGUGCCACACCAAACCAAUCAUCCGGGUUACCCUCGGUUUAGUCUAGUGAACCCUCGUCUGAGGCGUCGCGUACUCGGUAAAACGCAUGAUGAAAGCAGACCCUGGUGGACCCUAUUCGCUGUUCAGACUCAUUUCUGAAUCUCUUAUUUGCGAUGUGAUGAUUUGACAGAGGACUGCUUUUUAACAUCUUGCACUGCACCAAUGUUCUAAGUGGUGCAACCAUAAAAUGUCAUCCUUGGAGCUCCGUGACGCCAGAUAUGGCGAAUUACCAGAAAUAGCUCGUGUCAUGAAUCUUGCAUUCUCCAACGACAACUUGUUUGGCGAGCUAAUCCACCCUCAUCGCAAGGAACAUCCGAAUGAUGCAGAUCUUUACUGGCUACGACGAGCGCGCAUCAAUUUUUGGGAUUAUAGAUGGAAAUGGCUUGUUGCUGUUGACAAAAGCCCGGACACCGGCGAAGUCGUAAUCGCCGGCAUCGCCCAAUGGGCCCGUCUAGGAGAUGGUGGCAAGUUGCUAGAAUGUGCCUGGUAUGAUCCGCGAAAUUUAGUCAAGCCUUUGUCUUCCAUUGCCAUGAGAUUACACUCUCUCAUCUGGGUUAAUCAUGCUUGUGAUCCUAAGAAUGAGGAUAUAAUCGAACGCGCUUAUCCCUAUUUUGACGGAGUGUGGACAGGCGAUCGUGCGGAGUCAUGGUAUUUAGAAGCAUUGGCAGUACACCCCGGUUAUCAAGGAAAGGGCGUCGGGCGUGACUUGGUUCUAUGGGGAUUGAAUCAGGCCGAUCUUGAGGGAAUUUGUGCGUCGGUGGUCAGCGCGAAAGACAAAGACGAGUUCUAUCAGAGGUGUGGAUUCGAAGUACAAGAUGGUUCGGCAGGGGGUGGUGAAGGAAACCCUUUGGCGGACGUCGCAGGAGGAAACAUAUGGUGGAAGAUGCCCAAAUCAGAACACUGAUCUCUCCUCACAAUCAUGCCUGCACCUAUAGAUGGUGUGGAUGCAUUUGUAUGAUAGUAACCAUGUUGUGAUCUGACUCAAGCAGUGCUCACGACGAAUCGAGUCAACGAACAUCAUGAUUAACUUCUUUCAAGAAAGAC